CUCAAUUCGCUCUUUCUCAACACACACAAAGUCCAUUUUUCUUCCCCACAAAACAUGGCACCGAAAGCCGAGAAGAAGCCUGCAGAGAAGAAGCCAGUAGCGGAGAAAUCUCCGGCGUUGGCAGAGAAGAGGCCGAAGGCUGAGAAAAAGAUCUCAAAGGACAGCGGAGAAAAGAAGAAGAAGAAGAUCAAGAAGAGCACCGAGACUUACAAGAUCUACAUCUUCAAGGUUUUGAAACAAGUUCAUCCAGACAUCGGGAUCUCGAGCAAAGCCAUGGGGAUUAUGAACAGUUUCAUCAACGAUAUCUUUGAGAAACUAGCACAGGAGGCUUCGAGAUUGGCCAGAUAUAACAAGAAGCCUACGAUUACGUCGAGGGAGAUCCAGACGGCGGUCAGAUUGGUUUUGCCUGGUGAAUUGGCUAAACAUGCUGUCUCUGAAGGAACCAAAGCGGUUACCAAAUUUACCAGUUCUUAGAUUUGUUUCUGUUCUUUCUUUUUCCUCUUAAAUUGAUAUUGCAAUCAGAUUAGUAUAUUCGC
Messenger RNA from Hibiscus syriacus, 536 nucleotides. RefSeq names its product histone H2B-like. Gene Ontology annotation, molecular function: protein heterodimerization activity; structural constituent of chromatin; DNA binding. The record is from RefSeq and is a predicted model, not a curated record. The transcript has a single exon. The coding region runs from base 55 to 474 and encodes 139 amino acids. Gene Ontology annotation, biological process: nucleosome assembly. Gene Ontology annotation, cellular component: nucleosome. Lineage: Eukaryota; Viridiplantae; Streptophyta; Magnoliopsida; Malvales; Malvaceae.